Molecule: messenger RNA, 2016 nt
Organism: Aspergillus heteromorphus CBS 117.55
Lineage: Eukaryota; Fungi; Ascomycota; Eurotiomycetes; Eurotiales; Aspergillaceae
Product: putative sucrose transporter
Exons: 8
Coding region: 125-1840 (571 amino acids)
Cellular component (GO): membrane
Molecular function (GO): sucrose:proton symporter activity
Source: RefSeq, a predicted model, not a curated record
UCCGUGUUGACGCCUGAUCGCAGGCGCGAGAGUCGAGGGAGGUGAACCGGCGCGCGGUUCAUGGAAAGCAUACCGGAAUUGUGAGAAGGGCCAAGCGCAUGCGCGCAUUUUUUGCACUCGGAAAAUGCCACAAGCUGCAAGAUGGGUGGGCUCGCCCUCGAUCAAGGGACGGAGGGAGUGGGUGCGCAUGGUGUUGUUGACUUUCAGUUUGUUGGGACUACAAUUUACCUGGGGCAUUGAAAUGACUUAUUGCACACCAUACCUUCUCCAACUGGGCCUCACGAAAUCCAAAACCUCGCUUGUCUGGAUCGCCGGCCCCCUGUCCGGCUUGAUCAUCCAGCCGCUCAUCGGUGUUAUUGCGGAUCGCUCCCGGUCGAAAUGGGGACGGCGCAGACCCUUCAUGAUUGUGGGAUCGUUCCUGGUCGCGUUGUGCUUGCUUGUUCUUGGUUGGACGACAGAAAUCGUGAACAUGUUUGUCAAGGAACCGGAAAAGGCCAAAAAUGCUACAAUUGCACUCGCAGUCCUGAGCAUCUACGCCGUCGACUUUGCAAUCAAUGUUGUUCAAGCGUGCUGUCGCAGUUUGAUUGUCGAUACAUUACCCAUCCCUCUACAGCAGACCGGGUCAGCAUGGGCGACGAGGAUGUCAGCAAUUGGCCAACUCAUUGGAUACGUCAUUGGCUCCAUUGACACGGUCAGCAUAUUUGGCGCCAUCAUUGGCGACACGCAGUUCAAGCAAAUGACUGUAUUUGCGGCCUUCUCUUUGAUAGGAGCGGUCUUCGUUACCUGCUUCGCUGUUAAGGAGAGGGUCCUGAUCACUGCCAGAGAUUCCGACAGCAAUGCCGGAGCGCUACAGGUGAUCUCUCAACUUGUCAAGACCACAAUGGAUCUGCCACCGCGCAUUCAGGCCAUCUGCUGGGCUCAAUUCUGGGCUUGGAUCGGCUGGUUCCCCUUCCUCUUCUACAGCACCACGUGGGUCGGAGAAACCUACUUUCGCUACGAAGUCCCUAAAGAUGCAAUCCACCCAAGCGACAUGCUGGGCGAAGUCGGUCGAGUGGGCAGUCUAUCCCUCGUCGUCUUUUCCUCCAUCACCUUCAUCGGCUCCGUCCUGCUGCCAUUCUGCGUCCAGCCCCCCGACAGCAAGCGUCCCAGAUUCACGCCACGCCCGCCCCCGGGCAUCGCCUCGCUCCUCAAGAAAAUCACCGCCAUCCGCCCAGACCUCCAAACCACCUGGCUCAUCUCCCACGUCAUGUUCGCCGCGACCAUGAUCUUCGCCCCCCUGGCGCGCUCCCGCGCCUUCGCCACCUUCCUCGUCGCCCUCUGCGGCAUCCCCUGGGCCGUCAGCUGCUGGGCCCCGUUCGCCUUCAUGGGCGUCGAAAUCAACAAACUCGCCAUGAAUCCCUCCCAAUCCUCCCGCUCCAGCGGCGUCACCAUGAUCACCUCCUCCGGCUUCGGCACCUACUCCGACCGCGCCUCAACCGCAGACUCCACCGAAAUGGACGUCCUCCGUCUGAACCACCACGACCCGGACAGCGACUCCGACGUCGAAGACGGCGGCGCCAACUCCAACAUUCCCUCCACCGGCGAACUCGCCGGCAUCUACCUCGGCGUGCUGAACGUCUACACCACCCUGCCCCAAUUCGUCGGCACCUUCAUCAGCUGGAUCGUCUUCAGCGUCCUCGAGCCCGGAAGCACCAAACGGGAUGACUCCGCCGCCCAGGACUCCCAGUGGAUGAACCUGGAUAAAAGCUCCCCCAACGCCAUCUCGAUCUGUCUGUUCAUCGGCGCUCUGAGUGCCCUGGUCGCUGUUGAGGCGACAAGACGAAUGCGGUAUACUUCUUAAUCACAAUUGAUGUGUGCGUGGAUUCUUCUUCGGGGCAUUUGUUCCAAUUUCUAUCUUUUUCUUUUCUUUUUUUGCUUCACUUUCUGCCAGGACUAGAUUCUAGAUUCUAGAUUCUAGACUUUCUGGACUUGAGACUCGAGGCCCUAUACAUCUACAGAUGAUGAAGAUGAUUAUCG